AUGGCGCAAAAAAGCAACAAAACAGAGGACGCUCCCAUGAGUGUUGAAACACAGACACAGACGCAGCAGCAUGCUCACGUCGGCCCCGCCCAGAUGGCAUCGGCCUCCGCAGCUUCCUCUGUACACAUCAAGGAGCUCACCCAGGAGGUGUCUUCCUUGUCCACCCGGCUUCUCCAAGCGAUGGAAACACAGUCUGAGCUGGAGGAGGAGCUUGGACGAGAGAAGCGUGACAAGGAUCGAGCCAACGUGGAGAACAAGGAGCUGAAAACUGAGGUCCAGAACCUGCGGGAGGAGAUGCAGGAGCUUUCAGCGGAGCUGUUUGAUGAGGCCAACAACAUGGUGUCUGACGCUCGAAGAGACGCCGCCAAGGAAGUGGCAGAAACCAAGAAGCGCAACGACCAGCUCAAGGUGCAGCUUGAGGAGCGAGACAACUUGCUCGAGAGUCUACAGGCCCAGCUGAGUGCACUAAAGCAGGCCAUGCAGGAGCGAGACGAGGAGGAAGAUCGACUACAGAACCUGGGCGAGGAGAGCGAUGAGGAGGAGCAGGAGGACCGUGUUACACAAAGAGACAGCAUUCACGGAACCACGAAUGACGGAUCAGACGAUGGGUUUGAGUCUGCCGCAGAGGGUGAUUCUGACAACAAACAACACUCGUCGUUACCCGGAUCAGCAAACGCUUCUUCCACCAACGUUUCUGGACCCCCACCAGUUGCUACUCGACCUCGUCUCUCCCGUGCUCCUUCAUCUCGAAAGCGAAUGACUGCCGCACCUACCACAGCAGAACUCAACUCUCCCUCCAGGCCUCAUCUUCGACAGGAUCUGGCCUCUUUUAGAGACUUCAUUGCUCUGGUUCGACAGGCUGCUAAGCAGCGAGAAGCUUCUCUUGAGUCUGCCACUAACUCGGCCUCAACUCAUGCGGCCGGUCCCACGUCGUCUUCCACUUCUUCUACGGACGUCGCUGCCACUUCCUCCAACGAUGACGUACCCCAUACUCCACCCACACACCAGGGCCCCUUCAAGCACGACGACCAGUCCCCGCUCACAUCCAUCUACUCGUCGUACAUGUCACCACAAUCUCACAAAGAGCCCCCACAACUGCAACUCAAGGAUACGCGGUUUUUCAAAAAAUUCAUUUCCGAAGACUUUGAGCCCACUCUGCGACUUGACCUGGCACCCGGUCUAUCGUGGCUUGCCCGACGAGCAGUCCAGAUGGCUAUUUUGGAAGGAACUAUUGUCAUCGACCCAAUCGCAGCUGUCAACGAGCUGUACGGUGUCAACAUGAUGACCAACAUGUGGCUGAAUGGAGGAUUCAGCGAGUCUGCUGGAGCUCCCCGAGAUGCCAACGGAGAGCUUCUGAAGGACGCACACUCCGGAGACGCUACCACCUCUAAGGACGUGGUUGCUCCCGAUCACCCCCCCAAGCAACGACCUGUCAGUGCAUUGGUCAGCUUUGCUCGUGAUGCCAAGCUGAUGAAACCCGAAAAGGUGAACGAGGAGGAUAAUCACAUCACGCCUCCCAUGUCGCGAGAAGAAGCACGGGCUCAGACUGCCCGAGAUCUGGAAUCAAGGGCCUCCCACGAUUCGUCCCGACACUCGCAUGACUCUCGAACGUCUUCCUCCAACAACGUGUCGCCUCCCAUGGCGACUAUUUCGGCCUGUGCUCUCUGUGGCGAGUCUCGAAACCACUCUCUGGUCUAUGCCCGUCUUCACUAUCUGCGAACAGCUCAUGCCGCCGCUGGAGAGACUGGCGAGUCAGGUGAAGCUGGUCCCAACACCUCUGCCUUGACUGCAGGCAAGGGCUACCCUCUGUGUGGUUACUGUCUGGUGCGAGUGCGAGCUGUUUGUGACUACCUGACUUUUUUGCGGUCUGUCAAGGACGGUGUUUGGAAGGUGGAUGGCGUUGCCUCUGAAAACAAGGUGUGGGCCGAGUGUAUCCGACUCAAGGAGCGAAUGUUCUGGGCUCGAGUCGGUGGAGGUUUCCUGUAG
This is a messenger RNA of Yarrowia lipolytica CLIB122, 1986 nucleotides long. RefSeq lists its product as uncharacterized. Lineage: Eukaryota; Fungi; Ascomycota; Dipodascomycetes; Dipodascales. Gene Ontology annotation, cellular component: Golgi to plasma membrane transport vesicle; cell tip. The record is from RefSeq and is a predicted model, not a curated record. Gene Ontology annotation, molecular function: guanyl-nucleotide exchange factor activity. Gene Ontology annotation, biological process: exocytosis.